AUGAGCCAUACAUCUAGAUCAUCACCAUCAUAUCCACAAUCAACCACGAUGGCGUCCAAAGUCCUUGUCGCAAUCCUCCUGCUCGCCGCGGCGACGCCAGCGUCGCUGGCUGCCAUCGAUGUGGUGCAGCUGCUCGCCGGCAAGCCCCAGUACGCAACCUUCCUGAGGCUCCUGAAGGAGACAAAGGUCGCCGAUGACGUGAGCCGCCUCAAGUCGGCUUCCGUGCUGGUCGUCACCGAGAAGACCGUGAAGCCACUCUUGGCGGUGCCGGCCGCCAAGCAGCGGACGAUCCUCCUGCAUCAUGUGCUCAUCAAGUAUUUCGACCCCAUCCAGCUGGGCGAGAUGAAGACCAACGUCGCCAAGCUCCAGACCAUGCUCUCCAACACGGAUGAGGACAUGGGCACCAUCAACUACUCCAAGGACAAGGACGGCCAGAUGUACCUACGCUCCCCAGGCGCCGACAGUGUCGCCAAGCUCGUCAAGGUCGUCGCCGCGCGCCCCUUCACCAUCUCCAUCAUGGAGAUCAGCGCGCCGCUCUUGUGCCCCAAGCUACUCGGCCCUGGCGCCGCCGGCGCUGCCGCGGGCAGGCCCAAGGGCAAGGGCAAGGGCAAGAUCAAAACCAUGUCCGCUGAGGAAGGGGCCACCGCCGCGGCUCCAACUGCCUGA
Messenger RNA from Triticum turgidum subsp. durum (durum wheat), 666 nucleotides. Lineage: Eukaryota; Viridiplantae; Streptophyta; Magnoliopsida; Poales; Poaceae. The record is from the annotation of a GenBank genome assembly.